Molecule: messenger RNA, 972 nt
Organism: Aspergillus melleus
Lineage: Eukaryota; Fungi; Ascomycota; Eurotiomycetes; Eurotiales; Aspergillaceae
Product: translation initiation/elongation factor MRX8
Exons: 2
Coding region: 1-972 (323 amino acids)
Cellular component (GO): mitochondrion
Molecular function (GO): GTP binding
Source: RefSeq, a predicted model, not a curated record
AUGCGAACCCUCACACCCACCUCCCUCUACACGAUAUGUCUCCGCCAAACACCCCUCUCCGUCCCUCUUCGCCGAACCUUCUCCACCACGCCACAACAACCACCUCGCUCACCACCCUCCAACCCCAACAAAAAAAGCCUCUCAGACCUCACCCCCACCGACAUAUCCUACUACUGGGACACAACAAUACCCACCCCCUCGCAACUAACCUACGCCGACAAGAUCUUCACGCCCACCCGCCACGGCCCCAUCAAACUAUGGUCCGCGAGCAAAUUCCGAACCACGCCGCUGUCGUCUGUGGAGCCGGAAGUGGCCUUCCUGGGGCGUUCCAAUGCAGGGAAAAGCUCAUUGCUGAAUGCGGUCAUGGGGAGGGAGAUUUGUUGGACGUCGUCGAAGCCCGGGCGCACGAGGGAGAUGAAUGCGUUUGGGAUUGGGGGGACGAAGGGCGGGGAGUCGAAGGUUGUGUUGUUGGAUAUGCCUGGGUAUGGGAGGGCGAGUAGGGCGGAGUGGGGGGUCGAGAUUAUGAAGUAUUUGCAGGGGAGGAAACAACUUCGACGAGCAUUCCUCCUAAUCGACAGUGAUCACGGCAUCAAAAAAACAGACCAAGACAUCCUAAUGUUAUUCCGACGCUACGCAAUCCCGCAUCAAAUCGUCCUCUCCAAAGUCGACAAAGUGCUCGCAAAGAAAAAAAGCCAGGUGAAGAGCGGCGUAUCGACCGCCAGCAUUGCCUCAUUGCAAAAAAUGCUACAGGGGCUGAGACCCGUCGUGCAGCCCGUUGUGCAAGUGGAGGGUCCUGGCGCGUUGGGGGAGAUCUUGACCUGCAGCGCGGAGACGACAAUGGGGCCGGGCCAGGCGUUGGGGGUCAGCGCUUUGCGGUGGGCCAUUCUGUCGGCUGCUGGGUUGGAUGGGAAGGUUGAAGCGAGGGCUGAGGCUGCUUCGCCUGUGUCUGGACUGUCUGCCGUUGCGUCAUGA